Molecule: messenger RNA, 894 nt
Organism: Purpureocillium lilacinum
Lineage: Eukaryota; Fungi; Ascomycota; Sordariomycetes; Hypocreales; Ophiocordycipitaceae
Biological process (GO): NAD+ biosynthetic process; quinolinate catabolic process
Cellular component (GO): cytoplasm
Molecular function (GO): nicotinate-nucleotide diphosphorylase (carboxylating) activity
Source: RefSeq, a predicted model, not a curated record
AUGCCCUCCGACCCCUCCGCCGCCGCGCUCGCGCACCUCCUCCCCCCCAGCUGGAAGACGCAGGUCACGGCCUGGCUCGCCGAGGACACGCCCUCGUUCGACUACGCCGGCUACGUCGUCGGCGAGGCGCCCCGGACCGCCACCCUCUGGGCCAAGUCCGCCGGCGUCGUCGCCGGCCGGCCCUUCUUCGACGAGGUCUUUGCGCAGUGCGGCUGCGCCGUCGAGUGGCACCUCGACGAGGGCGACGACGUCGACCCCGGCGCCGCCGGCAAGGUCAAGGCCGCCACCGUCACGGGCCCCGCGCGCGGCAUCCUCCUCGGCGAGCGCGUCGCCCUGAAUACCAUUGCCCGCUGCUCCGGCGUCGCCGCCCGCUCGCGCGCCCUCCUGACCCGCAUGCGCGCCGCGGGCUACACCGGCAUCCUCGCCGGCACGCGCAAGACCACGCCCGGGUUCCGCCUCGUCGAAAAGUAUGGCAUGCUGGUCGCCGGGGUGGACGGGCACCGCACGGACCUCAGCUCCUGCGUCAUGCUCAAGGAUAACCACGUCUGGAGCAGGGGUUCGAUCACGGACGCCGUGCGCGCCGCCAAGCGUGUGGCCGGCUUCAGCUUGAAGAUUGAGGUCGAGGUGCAGUCCGAGCAGGAGGCCGACGAGGCCAUUGAGGCGGGCGCCGACAUUGUCAUGCUCGACAACUUUACCGGCGACGGCGUCAAGGUCGCCGCGCGCAGCCUCAAGGAGCGGUGGCAGGGCAAGCGCCAUUUCUUGAUUGAGGUGUCUGGCGGCCUGAGGGAAGACAACGUAGAGCCCUACAUCUGCAACGAUGUGGACAUUGUGUCAACGAGCUCGAUACACCAAGGCGUCACGCAUCUCGACUAUUCGCUCAAGAUCGAGCAUUAG